This is a messenger RNA of Plectropomus leopardus (leopard coralgrouper), 1810 nucleotides long. RefSeq names its product leucine rich repeat containing 71 (gene lrrc71). The record is from RefSeq and is a predicted model, not a curated record. Gene Ontology annotation, molecular function: protein binding. NCBI's taxonomy places the organism in Eukaryota, Metazoa, Chordata, Actinopteri, Perciformes, Serranidae.
CAGUUGAUUUAUCUACAUUUCGUCAACAAUGUCCAGAAAGAGACAAAAAGAGAAAACAGACAAAGCAAAUGCAGAGGAUGAGAGCUCGAAAAAUACAGGACCAACUACAAAUGAAAAAUUGCCUGCUCAGACCUUUGAUGAAUAUCAGUGCUCGGGCAAUGUGGAGAUCGACUUCCCUGGACUUUGUGCUCUUCUGGACAUGAAGGAUAUCCCAUCGGUCCGCACCAAGCAACCGGCCUCCUCCACCACUGAACCUGAAGGAGGGGACACAGAGGAAAGCCAGUCACAGUUAAAUGCUGAACCUUUCUGGUCUAAGCCGUGCCUCCAAGUGGAGUUGGAGAAUGAAGAUCCCCUCAGCACCAAGAACUUGAGGAUUUCCGGAUGGAGGGUCGACGAGCAGAUUGCCAGAGUGCUACAGAAGAUGCUUCUCUCGUUAAGCAAGCUGCAGAGCCUUCAGUUUUGGCAGGCGGGACUGUCAGAUCGAAUGGUAAUCUCCCUCAUGAACACAAUAUCACUGUGCUCCAACCUCAGGGCCGUGACGCUGGAGGGCAACCCUCUUCCAGAGCAGAGCUACCACCUUCUACUCUCUGAGGACAGUGUCCUCACUCACUUGUCCCUGCGAAACAACCGGAUGGGAGACGAAGAUGCUCGCCUAAUUGGGUUGGCUCUCUCAACAACCAGAUCUACUAACAAGAACCUGUUGUCGCUCAACCUGGCAUUCAAUUGUAUCGGUGAUGCAGGUGCUGCAUACAUCUCGCAGGGCCUGCGGUUGAAUCGUGCUUUGCUCUUUCUCUCGCUGUCCAACAAUCAGAUUGGAGACUCAGGAGCUGCACGUCUGGCUGCGGUACUGGGGAAGUUUGCUCUCACUCAUGAGGAAGUUGUGGAGAGGAGGAAGCUGCUUCUGGAAAGAACGCAGUCUUCAGCUUUAAGGGUUGACUCUGAUCAGCCAGCUGAUCAGCUUCUGUCAGUAGCCAGCAGCAGUUCACUGAGCGUCAGCAAAGGGGAGAACAAAGCCAAGAAAAAGGAAGCAUCCAAAAAAGACGAGAAACCAGCUGCCCACAAAGAUAACCCAAAAUCUAACAAGAAAUCUUCUGAUACAAAGGUGUCUCAAAGUAAAGGUGGCAAGCAGGCGGGCAAAGAGAAACAAGUGUCUGCACAGGAGGAUAAAUCAAGUACUGCCCUGAGUGAGCAGGCAGUGUUGGUGGAGGCAGUGAACCCCCUGCUGGACCAGUCGGUGCAGCGCAGGGACGGAGAGCUUUUUCUGCCUGGAAACACGACUCUUACCUCCCUCAACCUGGCAGGAAACAGAAUUACAGAGAAGUCGCUGCCUCUGUUCUUGACAACAUUACAGACGCAGGGUGAGGGACAAGGCCUGCUCCGUCUCUGUCUGCAGCGAAACCGCUUCCCACCUGAGUGUGAGUGUUAUGUGAAGAUAAAGGAGUUGAUGGCACUCACAGAUCCGCUGGAAAAGCACAGCUCUGAGCAGACAGAAGAGGAGGAACAGGACGCAUAGUGCUGACAUAACUAACCUGCUUUUUAUGAUUCACAGUGCACUCUUAAUUUGUUAUUUAACAAUAAAAAUGCAUAAACUUUGUCCUUAGCUGCUUCUUGUACAGCAUGAGACGAACAAAUUCAAGUACUAACAGUAGCAGACUUUUGGUGCAUAAAAAAAGGCAGUGCCAGAGGACAGUGAGGCUCAUUAAAAUCCAGAUGCUUCACCCAGAACCCUGUUUACACACCCGUUUUACGGCUUUGUUUUGCUCACAGUGCAAUUAACACCAAGGACAAAGAGUAACAGCCAAAUAUCAAA